AUGGCCAUCUGCGAACUCUGCCGGAAGAACGUCCUCGAGUCAAAAAAGACAUGGGACCAUCAUCACAUCAACACCGAUACCUUCAAUGAUGCCGCAGACUCAAACUGCACUUUUUGUCGAAAGCUAGGCGGGUUUAUCAAGGCCCUCAGAUUGAAGCCUCGUGUUGACCCAUUCUAUCGGUGGGCCAUGCGUGAGACUGCCCAAAUCAGGGAGACCAAGAGCUACAUCUCUAUCACUUUCCGUCCGGUAUCUAGUCUGGACCACGAAGCAUAUAUGGGCGACCGGCUUCCAGAAAUCUGGAUUGACUCUGUUUGUAUCAUCCAAAACGAUACGGACGAUUGGGAGGCUGAGGCGAAGCUCAUGCACAAGGUGUACCGGAAUUCCUAUUGCAACCUCGCUGCUGCUGAUUCGAAAGACUGCCAUGGCGGACUAUUCCGAGUUCGCGCCAACGACGUGCUGCCCACCAAAUUUGUGUCUGAACGCUUCUCCCGCAGAUUCAGCAACCGCAGCUGGAGAAUAGUCUCCUCCGAUCUGUGGGACAGAGAGCUCCUUGGAAGCCCUCUCUAUACCCGUGGCUGGGUUUUCCAAGAACGAAUGCUUUCUCCCCGCCUUCUCCAAUUCGGCCGGGACCAACUGUUCUGGGACUGUGCAGCCAUCUCCGCGUGUGAAGCUCUUCCUGCAGGGUUCCCGCUUUCCAUCGACGAAAAGGCUGCCACAGACCGAUACUGGCGUCAACGCCUGCAAGAGGCCGACAUUUCCGUGCGCUCGCAUGUAAAAGUCUCCGAAGGCUCUCUCGAGAAGCUAUGGAAGAACGUGGUUAGGACCUACACCUCCUGUAACCUCACCAAGCACUCCGACAAGUCCAAUGCUUUAUGGGGUAUCGCGAAGCUCUCGCGAGACAUACUAUGUCAGGAGUACGCCCACGGGUUGUGGUCGAGCUCCCUGGAAGAACAGCUUGCAUGGCGGGUUGCUGGUGGUCCCAAAGUGGUGGACUAUCAGACUGAGGAGACAGACGAGAAGCAAAACGAAACAUCAACUAUGACUCAGAAGACACCCCAGAAGGAGGAGACCUCCUUUCCAAGUUGGUCCUGGACUUAUUUGGACGUACCGAUUCAAGUUGUACCGAGAUUUCGCGAACGCCAUCGGUUCUACAAGGUGACUGAUCAUGUCGGGGGCAGCAUCGGCUUCCAGUUUGAGAACCCAUACCGUGGUUGGUUACCGAAAGAGACUGUGCCUCUGAGCGAGAAGCUUGAGAACAUGGCUAUAGGGCCGGACAACGGUGACAAGUAUCGAAAGGCUCAGCUGGCCAGUACAUGGAGACCAGAUGAAAGGUCGAAGCUGAUAUCUGACAAGAUCCCCGUCCAGGGACAUAUUUUUCGAGGCACUCUGAUUUCGAUAUCCGGAAAGGAAGGCUGGGUGAUUGCCAUUGAUGGUAUCCGGGGUAAUGCGCUGAUUGAGGCUUUUCCGGACAUUCAACCAUCUCAUAACGAGAUUUCGUGCGAGUUUCUUGUUCUGGCGGCGUCUGGUGUAAAGUUCGACGAGCUGGGAUGCGAGAUUGGCGAGAUUGGCGAUGCUGAAGAUGCUGAUGACGCGGAAGACGAUGAUGAAAAGGAAGACGAACUGGAUGAUGACGAACUGAAAGAUGACGACAGAUUCGUCGCUGGGAAUGACGGCGACAUCCAUUAUUCAGGAGUGGGGAUCUUAGUGAAGCGAGUUGGGGUUGACCAGUUGAUGAGAUUUGGGGCGGUUGCUUUCCGGCAAUGUUGA
Colletotrichum aenigma is the source of this 1767-nucleotide messenger RNA. RefSeq lists its product as uncharacterized. The record is from RefSeq and is a predicted model, not a curated record. The coding region runs from base 1 to 1767 and encodes 588 amino acids. The transcript has 4 exons. NCBI's taxonomy places the organism in Eukaryota, Fungi, Ascomycota, Sordariomycetes, Glomerellales, Glomerellaceae.